AUGGGAAUGCCGCUUGAGCAAGUUCAAUUGAAGGCAGUAUCGGAAGGACUGAAUGCAUCGUUGUUGAGCACGCCCGAUCAACUUUUGGACGAAGGUGGCAACCCGUUUGCAGACAGGCAAGCGGACCAAUUGUCGCGAGGAAUUUCCGUGAAAGACCAUGAGAAAUACGCGAAGUUUUUCAAGUUAAUGAAGAUGGGCAUGCCGCUGGAACAGGUAAAGCUGAAGGUAUCGAUGGAGGGACUGGAUGGCGAACUGCUGUCUACCCCAGAUGCUCUACUGAAGGAAGACGGAAGCAAGUUUGUCGAGGAAGUAGUUGUGAAAGGUGUUCCUGUGAAAGAGCACGAAAAGUUUGCAAAAUUCUUGAAGCUGAUGAAAAUGGGAAUGCCGCUUGAGCAUGUUAAAGUGAAAGCGUCUGCUGAAGGCUUGGAUGGUGAAUUGCUUUAUACUCCUGACGUGCUUGUCGACGAGGUUGGCAAGAAACUGGAGGCGGCUGAGAAGCAGUGCGAGGGCGUACCCGUGAAAGAAAGUGAAAAGUUUGCUAAAUUCUAUAAGCUUUUGAAGAUGGGAAUGUCCAUGGAGCACGUAAAGCUAAAAGUGUUGUCGGAGGGUCUUGAUGCCAAUCUGCUGGAAACACCCGACAAGCUGGUUGACGGGAAUGGAAAGGAAGUGCAUGAUGUAGCGCCCGUCGUCGUGAAGAGCAAGUGCGUACCUGUUCGAGAACACGAGAAGUUUGCGAAAUUUUUCAAGCUGAAGAACAUGGGUAUGCCACUGACCCAAAUCAAGCUGAAGGCAGUAUCGGAAGGACUGGACGGCGACCUUCUCGACACGCCCGAUAAACUAGUAGACAGUGACGGAAAGGAAGCAAAGGUAAAUGGCGUGAAGCUGGUGAAGGCAUCGGAUCACUCGUGCUACGUCAAGUAUUUUAAGUUAUUGAAGAUGGGUAUGCCGCGUCCACAGCUGGAGUUGAAGAUGAGCGCGGAGUCGUUGGACCCAAAAUUAUUAGACACACCCGAUGCUAUGAUUUCGGAGAACUUGUCUACUGCGGCCCCAGUGGCCGCACUGAAACCCGUUAUGGCAGGAUCUCCAAAACCUAAGCUCCGAAAUCUGUACUGGGAGGCAGUGAAAAACGAGGAGACUGCCGGCACGAUUUGGGAGAAAUUUGCAAAGGAAGAGGAGGAGAAAAAGAAGACGCGAGCAAAGUCACAGAAGCCUGAGUCCGCAGCAGCGAAGAAGGACAUCGUUCACCAAUACGUGGAUCAACUAUCCGAUAUUUUUGUGAAUAAGCCUCCGAAAGCAAAGGAGUCUGAGAUUAAGAAGCCGCUGAAACGGCGAGCACCGACCCGCGUUGCCUUGAUUGACGCCAAGCGCGCGAACAAUAUUGGUAUUAUGCUGGCACGCUUCCGGUUGCCGUACUAUAAACUCCGGAAUGCUGUGCUGCUGGUCGACAAAGGGCUCCUCUCUGUUGAACGCGUGUCAUCACUUCUUCAGUUUGCUCCGGAAGACGAAGAAGUGGAUGCCAUACGAAGUUACGCCGGUGACCCGAAGCUUCUUGGUGACGCGGAGCAGUACUUCCGUGAGAUGCUUUGCAUUCCGCGGUUGUCCACUCGAUUGCAAGCGAUCCAUGCUACGUGGCAGUUUGACUCAUACGUGGAAGAGCAGCGGAAGCUCAUGGAGUCUGUUUCGAAUGCGUGCCGUGAGUUGCAAGCGUGCGAGCCUCUGAAGGAGAUCUUUCGCGUCGUGCUAUCGCUAGGAAACGCUUUGAAUGAUGGGACAUCGCGUGGUGGGGCGAAGGGGUUUCGUUUGAACAUAUUGCUCAAGCUGAACCAGGUCAAGGCGGCCGAUAAUUCUACCAAUUUACUAAAUUACCUCGCGAAGCUGCUGCGAGCGAAAGACCCAGCUAUUCUUGAGUUUAACAAGAGUCUGCCGUCUAUUGAGAGUGCAAGCCGCGUCACGAUGCAGGUGUUGAAAGCAGGCGAAAGCGCAGUGCGCAAAGCUGCGAAUCUCAUUUGCAAUGAGCUCGAAGUGCAUGCGAAGUUGCCGGAGAAGGAGUACCCGCAGCCCGAGAAGAUUGUAGGUUCAGAUGAGGAACCCGAGAAGAUCUCGGACCGAUUCCAGGAGGUGGUAAAGCCUAUCGCUGAUCGUGCACGAAGGACUUCUGAGCACACUGCGAAGGAACUCGAAAGCAUGACGAAGCGUUUCGGGGAGACGGUGUCUUUCUAUGGAGAGGAUCCGUCGAGCCUCGAUUCUGGUCCUGACGCGUUUUUCUCGAUUUUCUACUCGUUUGCCAAGAUGCUGCAGUCAGCUGACCGUGACAAUGAGCGUAAGCGUAUUGCCGAGGAGCGAAAGCUUCGUCGCGAGGAGGAAACCAAGAAGCGUCUGGAGCAGCUCAAGCUCAAGAAGAAGAAGAGCAGUUUUGCAACGCUAAAGACAGGAGACGUGGACGACAUUGUGUCCAAGAUCCGCGCGAAACGGGUCGAGGAGAAGCGACGCGAGAUGUUGACGAAUGGAUCGGCCCCGUCUUCAGCUUCCGGGUCUGCUCGUGCCCCUUCAAGUCAACCACGGACCGGCGUGUCACUAGCCGCUUUGGAUGAGCUCACGCCAGCCAUGGAGGCUGUCUAA
Molecule: messenger RNA, 2619 nt
Organism: Peronospora matthiolae
Lineage: Eukaryota; Oomycota; Peronosporomycetes; Peronosporales; Peronosporaceae
Source: the annotation of a GenBank genome assembly